CUUUCCCCUUGCUGCAGAUUCAUUAAGUCGCUGGAUCGCCGACUCGGCUGUUUGGACGACCAUCAGCCUUUCUGCUAGCGCUUCGAUCAUCGCGCCUGCUCGAGAGGGGAGCCCGACUCGCGAAGGAGGCAAGGACGGCAAUUGAGCACCCCCUCAUGGAUCGUCGCUGGCUACUCCCGCUCUCCAUAUUGGGCUCUGUAGCAGCUCAGAAUGGCACGAAUACCACAGAUGGCUUCCCCAGCGAUCCUAUCUUGGCAUUGCGCCCAAGCCUCGCCCACUCGCUGCCCGUGCAGCUGCUGCUCACUGGCAUCGUGCUCACGCUCAUGUCGGUGCUCCUACUGCAGCUUCUCUUCACCGCGCAAUACCAUUGCCGCCUCGCGCUGGUCAACUUCUCGCUGCAGAUAUCCGCUGUCGUCACCCUGCUCGUGACCUGCGUAUCCACAGUCUACGUCGUGAUGUCGACCGUCGACGGGCAGAGUCAGACGUGGCCGUACAUGCUGAACUACGUUGCGGUCAACAUCCCGCCAGAGGCUUCUGAGGGGUGGUCGCUUGCGGGACGUGCUGCGUGGCUGCUCAUGCAGGCGACGACGGGUAUGCUCAUCCAGUGCACGCAUAUCCAAUUUCUUACUCUGCUGUUCCCAUCGAAGCUGGAGCGGCGGCUAAUCUUUCUCCUGCUUGGUCCCCUCGCGCUCACGUCGGCCGCGAUGCAGCUUAUCCGGAUCCAGACGGAUUGGACCGUGCAGCGUAUUGCCCAGGCAGUGCAGAGCGUAUGCAACGCCACUCUCUCUCUCCUGUUCACGGUGUCGUUGUUCCUGUGGGGCCUGCUCGUGAACCGCAAGAACGCCUGGCGAAUGGAUGGCGGCACGGCGGCGUUUGGGGCCGGCGCACUCAUGCUCGCACCGAUGUCCACAGCCAUCGCACUCAUCUACAUCCCACCCAGGGACCAUUUCUCGUGGAUGAAGCCGCUCAUGUGGUCGAUCAUCCUCUGGCAGAGCUUCCUGGGCUGGUGGUGGUGGGUCGGCGCAGGCAUGGGCGUAGGUGAGCUGGACGAGCUGCUUAGCCGCGAGGAGAAGCGGCAGAACAAGCGCAAGCGGCGCUCGGCGCGGCGCAAGGAGCAGCGCGAAAAGGCGGAGACGCUGAUCAAGGGCGUCGCGGACGCGCUAAGCUUCAAACGACACCGCGCGAACGAGGAGGGCCCUGACGCCGCGCACUCUCCGUCCAGCCCCCGUCCGCCGAGUGUGAUGACCGGGCGGUUCCGGCGGGUCGUCAACCACUCGUACAAUCUCUUCCUCCUCCUGCGGCACGAGCACUUGACGGCCGAGCGUGAGCAGGCGGCGGAGUGGGGCGAGCGGAUCAACCAGGUGUACGGUCGCGAGGGCAGCGGCGGGCUCGGCACGCGGGGCUGGGGGCUGGGAGAGUACGGCGUGCGGCGGAUGGUCUCUGGGAACGGCCCUGCUUCGUUCGAUCACACGGUCUCGGACCCGGAGGCAGAAGGCGAAGAUGGGGACGUCGAUAAGGCGGAGAAGGGCGUGGACACGGACGCCGUGGGCCGAGACGAGGAUGACGUUCACAGGGUGCGGCGGAGAAACGUCCGGCAGGGCGGUGGGGACGACGGUGACGCCCACGCGCAUCCGUCCGACGACGCGCGGCAGCGCACAUCGAUGUGGUGGUGGGGCCCGCUACGGCGGUGGCGGUUGCAGGACACCACUGAGUACUCAUGACGGUGCGAUUGUCUCUUUGCCUUUGUGUUACUUAUUCCUUUCGAGCGGACUGUGUGUUUACUUGGUCCGGGACGGCUCGCUGCGAUUUGUCCGGCGAAGUGGGCGUCACCGUGGAUGUACAGUACGAUCUUGAGUUUCUCUCGGGAGCUCUUCAAUGUGUACGAAUAUACUCAUACUCAUCUGGC
Messenger RNA from Postia placenta MAD-698-R-SB12, 1906 nucleotides. RefSeq lists its product as hypothetical. The record is from RefSeq and is a predicted model, not a curated record. The coding region runs from base 156 to 1721 and encodes 521 amino acids. The transcript has 3 exons. NCBI's taxonomy places the organism in Eukaryota, Fungi, Basidiomycota, Agaricomycetes, Polyporales, Adustoporiaceae.